AGCGGCUUUACAACUUUACAGAGGGACAAUGGCGACGCUAUUGUUGAAUGUACCCCAAACUUUUUUUUAGGUCACAUAAAAGUAUUACAUUCGAUGGGGACGUGCUGCCUGCAUUCACUUAUUGCAUUCGUUUCGCAGUCAACAUAGAAGAAGGAUCGUCGCCCACGCAGUCCGGUGUAGUGCUAAAUCUAUGCAGUGAUCUAGUGACAGUGAGUGAAUAAGUGCAAAAUGACGUCAGCGGCCACUACUAAUCGUGCGCAUGAAAUGUGGAACAAUUGUGCCGACAUGAAUCAAGGUGACUUGCAAACUAAGCAAUACAAUUACAAACAUCCUAUGAUGCCAAGCUUGUAUAAUUACCAAAACAAUGCUUACAAUGGUAACGCAGACUAUUAUCACCCGUAUAUGCAAAGUGCUGACUUUUAUAAAGCUUACGGGAAUGAUCAAACUGAUACCGUAGUCAAAUCCGAGCCUAAUUGGCAAAACUAUCAUUCGAAUUACACCGACAGUCACGCCAAUAUGGAAAUGGUGAACAGGUGGAGAGAAAUGAACUAUUAUAGACAACAACAGCAACAUCAGAAUGCUUAUGGAUAUGAUCAGAGAAGUAAUGCGAUGAGAGAGGACACUCGAUCAAUCAAUUCUCCAGGUCAGUGCAGUAUACCAGAAACCAGCUACGGGUCGCCGCAAAGUGUAACAAGUGCUAAGCCAGCCAGCCCUGAGGCAGAUUCAGGGAAGCUACGCGCCCUGCUGUCAAAACCAAAGAAAAACGAACCAUACAAAUCAUACACGCAAGAAAUAUUGCAACGAAUGAUGAACCAAGCGGAUCCAAUCACGGACUGGGAAAAAAAGAACGAAAUUAAAGCGGAUAAGGAAUGCAAUUUGUCGCAAUUUCAUGGUGGAUACGAGGAAGGUCAGACGUCGAUCAAGAGUGCUGGUGGGGCGAAAGAAGCGCCGUCAUCGGGAGACUGUCAGGACGUGACGAGGGUCGAGGCGGGCGGGGACAAUGCGGAUUACGCCGAUACAAAGAUGGCCGCUGCUGCUGAUGUACAAGGAUUCUACCCGUGGAUGAAGACUAUUGGCGGUGACGACAAAAAAGAGGGAUCAAAGAGAACCAGGCAGACCUACACCCGGUUUCAAACAUUGGAAUUGGAAAAAGAGUUCCACUUCAACAAAUAUCUAUCUAGGCGACGAAGAAUAGAGGUCUCCCACGCCCUCGGUCUGACUGAACGGCAGAUCAAGAUCUGGUUCCAGAACCGAAGAAUGAAAGCGAAGAAAGAUGGAAAACUGAACGCUUCUCCAGACCCAUAUGGCGCUGAAGAUAUUGGUGCUACAUCUUUGGGAAAUAUGCCUGAAUAUAUGGACACUAGGCAAAUGCCUGUAGGUGUAGACUAUCCUGGAUACCAUAUGGGCCCACAGGCAAACUUAGCUCAUAUGCCUGCGAUACCGCAGAACUGUAUGAUGCCUCCAUACAACUUACCUAAAAUGUGACACGAUUUAUAUUUAUAGUAAAAGUUGAUUUAUUAUUUCGCUCUUUUGGCGAUUGGCGUAAAAAGUCAAUCCAACAUUGAACCAAUGUUAGAGGGUUCUUUUUUAUAUCACACUUGCAUAUUCGAACGAUGUAGAGGUAUAUAAAGAUUUUAGUUUUCUUUUAAUCAGCGGUAGUGCUCGCGUACGCGUGCACAAUACUGCGCAAGUGCACGCGCUAAACGCGGCGUAUUGUCAAUAUUGUCAUCAAGUUGGUAACACGGUAACACGUGUUAUUGGCCAAUUUCAAUUAUAAUAGGACAUAUUUUAAUUUGAUGCAAAAACUUGAUCAA
Molecule: messenger RNA, 1814 nt
Organism: Leguminivora glycinivorella
Lineage: Eukaryota; Metazoa; Arthropoda; Insecta; Lepidoptera; Tortricidae
Product: homeobox protein Hox-B5a-like
Exons: 3
Coding region: 229-1485 (418 amino acids)
Biological process (GO): anterior/posterior pattern specification; negative regulation of transcription by RNA polymerase II
Cellular component (GO): nucleus
Molecular function (GO): DNA-binding transcription factor activity, RNA polymerase II-specific; RNA polymerase II cis-regulatory region sequence-specific DNA binding
Source: RefSeq, a predicted model, not a curated record